AUGGUCCCCCACCCGGAUUCGCAUGCAACGGAGCACAUGAACUACCGUGAGCUCCAUCUCCGCCUAUACAAGGGGCGCCCAACGCGCCCAUUGCCAUGCAACACCAUGGCGCUGGGCGCCUCGUCCUGGUACAUCUACCGCGAGAAUGGGCUCUGCAUGGACCUCGGCCUACCACAACGGGAGCGGGGUCGCAAGCCCAUGGCCAGUGAGAAACGAAUCCGAGUUGGGAAGCGGCUGGGAGACACGGACACAAUCCGUCACAAAGUGUCCACCUCGAGAGCCACUCGGCUCCGUUGCCAUCACAUCACUCCGAUCCUACGCGUUAGCGGCGUGCACCAAGUGCCGGCAGAGCACAACGGAAAGCGGCUGAAGGUGCGCGAUCCGCUUGCAGGGCGGGCAUUUGAUGGCAGCAAUUCGACAGAUAACCCCAUAGCGGCCUGCAAGAGGGUGAAUUCGUACCUGUUGCGAAACGACUUGGGGGGCGUUGGAUCUGCGGAGGGUCGCCGGGAACGAAUCGCCAACAGCCGGCCGAUCAUGGCUGGGCCCAGUCUCUUUUUUAUCUUGACCGUUAUCAUCGUUGCCAGCGGGUCUAUUCCUAAAGCGCCGUCUCCCCCCUAUUCGCUGGGCUGCAUCGAGAAAAACCCGCUGACUGUUAUUCAAGGCUACGAUGAAGGCGGAUUUGCUGCAGUGGCAGACAUGCCAUCCUUCCUAUAUGAUCUAGGACUUAUAGGGCGACAGUGGGAGGACAGGAGGCACGAGCUCAUUGCGAGAAAAGCGAAUAUCACGUCGUUUGGCGUCCUCGGCGCGGCGUUUGGUGCCAUCAUCGCCUUGGCCAUCACAGAUAAGAUUGGACGCCUGCGGACGUGGCGGACCUUUAUGGCUGUCUGGAUGACUGGUUUCUUCAUUACCACCUUUUCAUCUGGAAUAUACGGGCUGUUGCUGUUCUCGCGGCUGUUUUCCGGUGUUGGUGCUGGUGGCCUUACGGUCGUAGCACCCCUUUAUCUCACGGAGAUUGCUCGAUCCAAGUCUAGAGGGAUGGUGGUGUCCGUGUACAUGGUGCUGCUGCUAUCUUUCCUCAUGUUCGGGUUCUUCAUCAGUUAUGGAGCCAGAAAGUCUCUGCCCCCGUCUAGGGAGCAAUAUCGCGUUGUGCUAUGCGUGCCUUUGAUCCCCGGAGGUAUUGCCCUCUUCUUUUCCUCUUUUCUCAAGGACACUCCUCGCUGGCUUGCAUCAAAGGGCCGCAAUGACGAGGCUCUCGUGGUCUUGUCCAGACUGCGAGGAGCGCCUCCCAACGACCCAGCCGUCAAAAAAGAAUAUGCCGAGAUUGUUGAGCAGGUGCGGGAUGCGAAACAACGACUGUCUGACACCACGACGUGGCAGAUUGUGAAAGAAGUCGCCACCAUUCCCACCUAUCGCAAGCGGUUUCUCUUGGGCCUUGCGAUGCAGACAAUUGCCCAGUGGACAGGCGGUAACGGAAUCACAUACUACAUCCCUACAAUUUUCCGAUACGCUGGUGUCCGCAGUGACAAUAUAUCGUUGAUCAACUCGGGCGCUUAUGGAGCGCUUAAGCUUUUCUUCACCAUGAUUUUCACGUGGGGCCUCAUCGACAUCAUUGGUAGGCGCAUCUGCUUCAUGAGCGGCCUGUUCCUCCAGGGCGCUACACACGUAUACAUGGCUAUCUACAUGGGCAUCUGGAUCGACUCCCAAAACAAAUCCGCGUCCGAUGCCGCCGUUGCAUCCGUGUACAUCUAUGCUGUCGGCUGGUCUAUCGGACUGUGUACUAUUCAGUACUUGUACGGCACGGAGAUCUUGCCCACGCGGAUAAGAAGCGUCUGCUACGCAUCCAACAUGACGAUACACUGGUUCUUCCAGUUUGCAGUCGUGCGCUCCACGCCGGCCAUGUUCGACGGCCUCAACAUCUGGGGCGCGUACGUGUUCUGGGCGUGCAUCUGCUUCAUCGGCCUCGUGGUCCUCGGCCUCUGGGCGCCUGAAACAAAGGGCGUCCCGAUGGAGAGAAUGGAGGAGCUGUUCUCCGGGCCGUGGUACACGGGGUGGAAGGCGAAGCUGGGCCCGCAGCGCGAUGUAGAAGAGAGAUCGCUGAGCGGAUCGCCGUCUGAGGACCUGGGCGGCAGUUCUGAAACUGUGCAAGUGAAUGUUCAGACGAAAUAUCCUUGA
This is a messenger RNA of Trichoderma aggressivum f. europaeum, 2172 nucleotides long. RefSeq lists its product as uncharacterized. Bases 1 to 2172 code for a protein of 723 amino acids. The record is from RefSeq and is a predicted model, not a curated record. NCBI's taxonomy places the organism in Eukaryota, Fungi, Ascomycota, Sordariomycetes, Hypocreales, Hypocreaceae. Gene Ontology annotation, molecular function: carbohydrate:proton symporter activity. Gene Ontology annotation, biological process: transmembrane transport; carbohydrate transport. The transcript has 6 exons. Gene Ontology annotation, cellular component: membrane.